AUGCUCCAAGAAACACACUUUAAAGAAGGCGCAGCUCCCCAGUUGCAUGACAGGUCUUACCCGAGCAACUAUUUCUGCAGCCAUCAGACAGCCCGCAAAUCCGGAGUGGCCAUCGUAAUAGCAGCAGACCUAGAACUCCAGGAACUGGACCAAGUCCAAGAUACACAAGGGCACUUCCUCUUCCUGAAGGGGCUUAUAGCGGACGAAAUAUACACGCUUGCGACUAUGUCACCAACAGACGCCAAGCUUCAUUCCUCAAAGGUGCAUUAGCUAAACUAAGGGACUUUGCGGAGGGCGUGUUAAUAGUGGGGGGUGAUUUUAACUCCCCACUAGAUCCAACACUGGACUCUUCCUCGGGACACAGCUGUAUCCCCCAAUUAUGCAUCAGAUCUAUUUGACACGCGCUGAACGAACUGGGGCUGGUUGAUUGCUGGGGGACCCUCAAUCCAUCUGGUAAAGAUUAUACACAUUAUUCCGCUCUCCAUAACCGUUAUGCAUGUAUCUACUACCUCUUCAUCAAACAGGAGGGCCUUUCUCACCUAUUAAAGGCCAACAUUGAACCAGCUACGUGGUCAGACCACGGCCCGGUUAGAAUAGACCUGAAAUCACCUCUGUUCCAACCCUCCACCUGAACCUGGAGGCUAAACGAAGCACUACUCUUGGACCCGGUGACACGGGAACAGAUUGACCUAGAUCUCUAUUUCUGAGAAAAUUACCUAGCAGAAACAUCACCUAUCACACUGUGGGAGGCACACAAGAGCGUAAUUCGCGGAACGCUCAUACGCAUUGCCUCUCAGAAGAAGAAGGCGGCAACCCAGGAGAUUGCGGAGCUCCAUAAAUCCAUCUCGAAGCUGGAGCAACAACACAAAAGAUCCCACCUAAACGCAAUAUACGGCGAACUCAUGGAGGCCAGAAGAACAUUGAGGGACCUAAUACUGAAAAAACACCUUCGCUCGUUACAACACUCAAAAGGUUUUUACUAUGCCCAUGCUAACAAAGGGGGCAAACAUCUGGCGCACCUCCUGAAGGGCACAGUGCCCUGCAUCCAAAUACGUAAACUACGCAUCGGGCACCAUCUCCCCCUUGCCACAGGAGAUAGCGGAGGAGUUCAAGAACUUUUACCAGGUCCUCUAUAA
This is a messenger RNA of Pelobates cultripes (western spadefoot toad), 1136 nucleotides long. The record is from the annotation of a GenBank genome assembly. Lineage: Eukaryota; Metazoa; Chordata; Amphibia; Anura; Pelobatidae.